This is a messenger RNA of Aphanomyces astaci, 1071 nucleotides long. RefSeq lists its product as hypothetical. The coding region runs from base 26 to 946 and encodes 306 amino acids. NCBI's taxonomy places the organism in Eukaryota, Oomycota, Saprolegniomycetes, Saprolegniales, Verrucalvaceae. The transcript is spliced from 6 exons. The record is from RefSeq and is a predicted model, not a curated record. Gene Ontology annotation, cellular component: nucleus.
CUCUCUCAUAUUAUUUCUGAGCGCGAUGUCCCUCGUUGCGGACUACGGGUCCGACUCUGACAGCGAUGGGUCGCCUGUCGUGCCAAAGACCGCAGCACCGGCAACAUCAGCACAGCAAGCCUCCGACGCUCCAUUGACCCGUGGUCCGGCCAUUUCAAUUUUCCCCGACAAGCCACCUGUGAAAAGCUCCAUCCCACACAAACCAACAUCCAGUGCUGGCCCACCAAAGAAGAAGGCGAAAAAGACACUACACUUGCCACCAGAGAUCCAAAAGCUGCUUGAAAGCGGCCGUGCAUUGAACAGCGACGACGAUUCCGACACGGACACGAAGAAACAACCCGCUGCGGUGCGGAAGCAGUCCACGGCGACCAAGCCACCUACCGAUGCGUUGUUGAGUUUCUUACCCCCUCCCAAAGUGGCCUUGCCCGUGCGUCAAGAGCCACCGCACUCGAAGCGGCAUGCCAGCUUACCUGAAGCGACCCCUCUUCCCGCAACCCCUGUGUCAUCAUCCGCUGCUGCCCCUCCAGCGUACAACGACCCCAAGUACAGCUUUGUCGCCGAGCACGAUGCAGACGACUACGGACACGGCAAGCGCAGACGCAACCACGAGCGGAACUUGGAACGACUGCUUCAACAGGGCAAGUUUGAUGCGGUCGCUGGCAAGAUCACAGAGGUCAAGGCGGCCGCGCCGGAAGCGUGGCAACCACCGAUCGACGGACGUGGGUACGCGCAUGAUCGCGAGGCGCAAGUGCUGGCAAGCAUGGCUGGGACGGAGACGGAAGGGGGCUACGUGAUUGCAUCGUACAAACCGUCUCGACUGCAACGCCAGCGCCAUCAACUGAACCAGCUCACGUUUGACGCCAAGCUGCGCGAGUUUGACCUGAUGGACAGCAAGUCGCAAAUGGUCAAGUCCAAAAAGGAAACCCAAGCCAAGUACGGGUGGUAGGUAGUAGUGGUACAGUAGUACUGUAUGCACACUACCGAAUGAAUACCUUUGCCCUUUGCAGUCUGUCCGACAUAAGUUAUAAGACUGACUGGUUAUGGAUGCUACGACGCACCACAACGUUGUAG